Molecule: messenger RNA, 1185 nt
Organism: Closterium sp. Naga37s-1
Lineage: Eukaryota; Viridiplantae; Streptophyta; Zygnematophyceae; Desmidiales; Closteriaceae
Source: the annotation of a GenBank genome assembly
AUGGAGGGUCUCAUCGCGGGAGCAGAGGCGGCGCAGAUCGGCGCCUUCCUCGUGCUGCUGCGCGCCAAGGGGGAGACGCCUGAAGAGGUGAGCACGGAGGAUUUAAAAUUUGAAGGAAGAGACGGUUCGGGGUGGCUGAUGGUGAGAAUGGAUGAUGUGAGUGGGAGUGAAGCAGAUGAGGUGGCAGGGCUGGCGGCGGCCAUGAGGAGCAUGUGUGUGGAGGUGGCAGCAGGGGACGACACGUUGGACAUAGUGGGCACGGGGGGCGAUGGCUUUGACACUGUCAACAUCAGCACUGGCGCCUGCGUGCUCGCUGCUGCCUGCGGUGCCCAUGUCGCCAAGCACGGCAACCGCUCGGUGUCGAGUGCAUGUGGCAGUGCGGACGUGCUAGAGGCCCUCAAUGUCGAGGUGGACCUCGGUCCUCAGGCAGUGGCGCGCUGUGUGCAGGAGGCGGGGGUGGGCUUCAUGUAUGCACCGCGCUUCCAUCCCGCCAUGCGCAUCGUGGCUCCCGUGCGCAAGGCACUCAAAGUCAGAACCGCAUUCAACCUCCUCGGACCCAUGCUGAACCCCUCCUUCGCCCCAUACGCCCUUGUGGGAGUCUUCAACCCGGAAACUGUGGACCUCAUGGCGCGUUCGCUGCAGCGCCUGGGCAUCCGCAGAGCGCUGGUGGUGCACUCCAAGGGGCUCGAUGAGAUCUCCCCCAUGGGUCCGGCAGACAUGCUUGAAGUGACACAAGACUCGGUUCGCCCCUUCCGUGUCGACCCAUUGGACUACGGCAUAGCGCGGUGCACAAUAGAGGAUCUCAAGGGCGGGGACAAGGCACUCAACGCGCAGCUUCUCAGAGACGCCUUUGGCGGGCAGCAGGGGGCCAUCGCUGAUGCGCUCGUGCUGAACGCGGGCACGGGGCUGGCAGCGUGUGGGGUGGCAAGGGACGUGGGUGAGGGCAUAGCCAUGGCGCAGGAGGCGCAGCGCAGCGGCAAGGCCCUCCAUGUGCUUGACCAAUGGGCCGCCCUCUCUCAGGCCGCUCCUGUGCCCGCCACCUCCCUUCCCAACCACAUAUCGUUUUCCUGCCUUUCUCUCUCCCUCUCCGUAUCUCUGCAUCUCCCUGCCCCUCUGUCCCCCUUUGAUGCAUGGUUCUCCGUCAAACAGGAGCUCAAGAAGGCUGAGCAACUUGCAGUUGCAUGA